Bipolaris sorokiniana ND90Pr is the source of this 1560-nucleotide messenger RNA. RefSeq lists its product as uncharacterized. Bases 1 to 1560 code for a protein of 519 amino acids. The record is from RefSeq and is a predicted model, not a curated record. Gene Ontology annotation, biological process: protein folding; protein stabilization. NCBI's taxonomy places the organism in Eukaryota, Fungi, Ascomycota, Dothideomycetes, Pleosporales, Pleosporaceae. Gene Ontology annotation, molecular function: protein-folding chaperone binding; heat shock protein binding; protein kinase binding. Gene Ontology annotation, cellular component: cytoplasm. The transcript is spliced from 2 exons.
AUGGUGAUCAACUACAGCAAGUGGGACGCCCUCGAGCUCUCCGACGACAGCGACAUCGAAGUACACCCCAAUGUCGACAAGAAAUCGUUUAUCCGCGCAAAACAAGCCCAGAUUCACCAGGAGCGCGAACAGCGUCGCCAUCAAAUAAAAACACUGAAGUAUGAGCGCAUCAUCAACGAUGGCCUCACAGAACGCGUCGAUCGACUCCUCACCACGCUCAAGUCGCACAAGGACAAGCAGGCCGAGGGCAGCGGCGCGAGCGAUGAUCAGCUUGUAUUCCAAGCCAUGAUGGAGAGCAUGAUGGACAUGAAGGCUGGCAAAGACGGCGGUGCAGACAGGCCGCCAACGCCCCCAGAGGGUGUGCAUGAACAUAUAAAAGACAAGCCCACAUACCCACAGAUGAUGGCGAGUCUGGUAGAUGCGGUGAAGAAGGAUAUCGAUGAGCAAAAGAGCGAGGAGCCUAGAUAUGACUUGUUUAUCAAAGGUCUGGAGAAAGAGAAGGAGCGGAUACAGGAUCUACAGAGCCAAUUGUUUGCAAAAUUGGCAGAGUUAGAGAAGGAAGAGAAGAGGCACAUCACCAGCGACGACUUACAUGAGGGUUUCAACUACUCCAACGUCAAAAAAGCCGAAGAGGACAAGAAGAAAGCCUCCACUGCAGCAUCGUCGUCAACAGGUGCUAAGAAAGAAACUACAAUCGAACUGCUCAACACUCCUAAACGACCAGAUGCCACACGGUCAGACACAGGUCAGUCUUCUGGUGCAGACGCAGACAUAGAAGAAGGAACAGUUGCGGGUGCCACCGGAGACAACGAAGACGACAUCACCGCGUCUCCCCUUGCACAAUCAUUUGCCAAGAUCAAGGUGGGAGACUGGUACGCCUGUCUGCAAUUCCUCAUGCAACACCCUGAAAUUCUUUCGGAAAAAGAAACAGACGGCCUUCUAGUCGAAGCGUUCAAUGCCGAGCUCGACGGCAAACCCAAGCACGCCCGACAAUGCGUACACCAAGGCCUGCUACUGCAGUACUGCCGCCAGCUCGGUGGAAGACAAGGUGUAGAGCUCUUCUUCAAGCGCAUUCAAACAAAAGACCACCAAGCCGGCAAAAUGUUCAACGACGACGUCGACUCGACAUACCACCGCAUCAAGACGCGCGCAGCCGAAAUCCUCAAGGAGCGCGCCGAGAACCCUCAGGGCGAAGGCGCAGGCGUCGAACAGAUCCAACUACAUGCUGUGGAUCCAAACACGCAAAUCAACAUUUCCGUCCCGCCCAAGGAACCCACAGCAACGGAUCCCGAGGAACGAGAGGCGGAAGUUCAGGCGAGACAGAUUUUCGAGUCGUUUCCACCGGGCUUGCAGCGCGCGCUUGAGAGCAGCAAGCUGGAUGAGGUAAACAAAGUCCUUGCUAAAAUGAGUGUGGAUGAGGCAGAAGAGGUGGUGGAGAAGCUAGGGCAGGGCGGCAUGUUGAGUCUGGAAGAGGGUGUGAUUGAUGCUACGACUGAGGAGGGCCAGCGCGUCAUGAGUGAGAUUGAGAAGAACCGUGCUAUGCCUGGUGCGAAGGAGUGA